Austrofundulus limnaeus is the source of this 5063-nucleotide messenger RNA. It is a transcript of the gene aff3, whose product is annotated as AF4/FMR2 family, member 3. Gene Ontology annotation, biological process: regulation of gene expression. NCBI's taxonomy places the organism in Eukaryota, Metazoa, Chordata, Actinopteri, Cyprinodontiformes, Rivulidae. Gene Ontology annotation, cellular component: nucleus; super elongation complex. The record is from RefSeq and is a predicted model, not a curated record.
GUAACAAGAAGUCAACACAACUGCUGUGCCAAAGGCAUUCUUGAGGACAUGACUCAGUCCUGGCCGUCCCAGCAGGCCUUCGGGGGUGACCAGCGAAUCCUCUACAACUACAAGGAUGGAAAGCAGUCAGCUGCACACCAAAGACAAAGUCAGGGGGAGGCACCGCAGCGAGUGGUCCACCGGCACCCUUGUGUGGCGCCUCACAAAUCGAUGCUGGCUGACGACCUAAAGCUGAGCAGUGAUGAUGAGGACACUCAGAGGACCAUUCACGAGUCGRCUUCCUGGGACAGACACAGCCUGUCAACGCAGCGAGCGCACACAUAUGGCAGGCGGGUGAGACAUUCCAGCUCGGACUCAUCAGACUCAGACUCCACAGCCAAGUCGAGCAGCAGCAGUACUCAGUCUCGCAGUUCCAGCCGAAGUCCAGAACUAGAUCCUCCAUCACCUGCCAACGCACAGGCGCCAUGCAACAACAAGGAGACAGAUCAUGCCUCUGCUACCCAGUGGCAAUUAGAUAAAUGGCUGAAGAAAUCCAAGAAAAAACCUGGCAGCACUGAUCAAAAUCACUCACAAAGUCAUUCAGACCACCAGCUUUCUCCCAAGACCCAGAGAGCCCCGUCGCCAGCCAGGUCCUGGGACAGCAAUCAGGAGUACAGCCCUAGCCAAAGUCCCAUACCCAGCCCACAGUUCAAUUACAACCACAGCAGCCCUGUACCCAGCCCUGGUUACAGUUACUGUCCUAGCCCCAGUCCAUUCACCAGUACCUGUCCAAGUCCUUCCCCAAGUCCAAGGCAUAACCUCAUUCCAAGUCCAGCUCCAAGUAUUUGUCCCAGUCCAUGCGGGAGUCCACGAGUCAGCCGAAGCCCAAGUCCUAUAUCUAAAGAUCCUCCAAAAAGCCCAAGUCCCACUUUACGUGGCCCCUCAAGGGUUCAUCGCUAUCUUGAAGGUCAAAGUCAGAACCAAGCACAUUCCACUUUAACAUCAACUUCCCACGGGACAAAAAUUAGACCAUGGAUUGCUCCGUUACCUACCAAUUUGAAGAGUAAGACUGCAAGUGCCAUUCAGCAUCACCCAUCUCAUCAGCACGGGCCCAGGACUGACCCUACACAGAUCCAAGUCCAAAGCCAAAGCAAGCUGAAAGCUCAUGGAGCUUUGACUUCAAAGCAAAAUCUCAAAUCUACACCAGAGCCUUCCUCACAUUCAAGCGUUAAACCGCUUUCUGAUGCACCCAGAGCUAAAAACACAUUACAUUUUGAUCAAGCUCAAGGUAACCAACCCAUCCACAAGCUACGGAAUCCAUUUCAGUCACAUAGUCCCAGCAAAUCAAAACACCCAGUACCCUUCCGUCGUGAAACCAGAACUGUUAACAGUUCCCAGUCCCAAUCUAUCUGUAAAGCUACUAGCACUUCUGGUACUGGGUCAAGUGCUAGGCCCAGCCCUAACCUAAUACAUUGGACAAAGUUGUGGAAGGCUAGACCGUCAAAUCCUGUGCACACAAAUAAUUCCCAAAAUGCUCAAAAGAAGCUUCAAACCAAGGCACAAGAAGUGGACCAGAGAAGAUUCCAUUUGACUCAAAUAGAGGAGCGAAAAGCCGAGAGAAAAGAGGACAGACAUCAUCACGAAAAACAACCAGGAAAACCAGAAAGAAAAGAAGACAGGAGGCUGGCGGAGGAGCAGCUACUAAGACGUCCCUGGAUCCAAAAUUUGGCUGCAGAAGAAGAGGAGGAGGGAGCGAGAGAUCGGCAGAGUGGGAGAAAAGAGACAGAAAGAGGGAAAAACAGGAGGAAAGGGGAGCAGCUGAAUAAAUGGCCAACAGCUCAAGCCAAAGAGAAAGGUCUGACCAGCAUCGAACAACACCGCCUUCCASAAGAUUCAGACUAUCAGGGGAGGACAAAAAAGGGAGAGAGAUGUGAGGAGGACAAAGACUUUUCACCCCGUCUAGCUUCACAUUCUCCAACUCCUCAAAAAACAUCCUCCUCAUCCUCGUCCUCAUCUUCCAGCUCUCCCUCGAAUUCAGGCUCAGAAUCUGAAUAUCAGCCUCGGACUGAAAAAGUUUCAGCAGACUCUACCUCUCACAAGAGACUUACCAAGAAAGGACACCAAGCACCGGGCAGACCCGAUGCCUCCAGGCCCAAGGUGAUUCACGCCAAAGAACUAAACUCUAGACAUCCUUGUGAGGGAUCGCAAACCGUGGGGAGGCAAAAGCUCUACACCCUCGUCCCAUUUGGACGAAGUGAGAAGGCGGCUCCCACUUCCCAGCGAGGCUUAAGAAAUUUGGUGGUGCACAUAGACCUCUGUCUUCUCAAGAGAGUCCCUGAGAGCACGACAAAUUCUGCUAAAAAACCCUCCUCUUCAUCAUCUCCUUCAGUGACCAAGGACAAGCAAAGAGACGCAAUGAAACACGUUCAAGUCCCUGAGACUUUGACAAAAGAUGGCAAAAGGAAACGCAAGUUGGAGAAUGGUGCACUGGACAGAGAAUGCAAGAAGAGCCUAGUUUAUCCAAAUGACACCUCAGGACAGACAGAAUCUUCAUCUCUUACAGCUGAAAACCUCGUAACUGAGAUGACACACAAUGGGUAUCUGGAGGAGUACUUGGACAACAAGCGGCCACUGUCUCCCUUGUCUCCCUUGUCUCCGCUGCCCCAGAGCCCUGAGAUCACCAAGCCCUCCACCAAAGCAAAGGCAGCUGAGCAUGUCCGUACUCAGAAAAGCAAAGACAAAAACAAAGGUCAAGCCGUGAAGCCAAAGAUGGAGGUGGAGUGUGUGAAAGUAUCAAGGCAGCCUCAGCCAUCAUCUGAGUCUUCCUGGAGACCUACUUCUCAUGGAGGAACUGGGCCAAAUCAUGAAAUAUCUCAUCAUGCUGAGUACUACUUACAUGAAGCUAAAAGGAUGAAGCACCGGGCUGAUGCAAUGGUGGACAAGUUGGGAAAAGCUGUAAACUACGUUGACGCUGCUCUGUCCUUUAUGGAAUGUGGGAAGGCCAUGGAGGAAGGACCACUUGAGGCCAAGUCUCCAUACACUAUGUAUUCUGAGACAGUGGAGCUGAUCAGGUAUGCAAUGAGACUCAAAAGCCAUUCUGGCCCGGGAGCGAGACAAGAAGAGAAGCAGCUGGCAGUUCUGUGUUUCAGAUGCCUCGCUCUCCUUUACUGGCAGAUGUUCCGCUUAAAGAAGGAUCACGCGCUGAAGUACUCCAAAGUACUGCUUGAUUACUUUAAGAGUUCUUCCAAAGUGCCUAUAACCCCACCUGGUUGGAAUGACUCUGGGAAGGGUAUGAGAGAAUCUUCCCUCUCACCCAAUGCAAAACACCACAGAAGGGAUUCCUAUGGUAGCUCUGCAUCUCUCAUAAGCAUCCCACAACGUAUCCACCAGAUGGCAGCAAAUCACCUGAGCAUUACCAACAGUGUCUUGUUCAGCUAUGAGCACUGGGAGGUGGCAGACAAUCUUGCAAAGGAAAAUAAAGAGUUCUUCAACUACUUGAAUACUUUGUCUGGGCCUUUGACUCUUCACAGCAGUGUUGCUCACGCUGUCCAAUACACCAGACAGGCUCUUCAGUGGAUACGCAUUAGUGCCAAACUGAACUAACACCAGCAGAGAGGAGUUACUUUAACCUKGCUCUUCAGGACUUAUCUGCUGCAGAAGAAUCAAAACUCUGGAUUUUUUACCAACAGGACAAAGCUGACGAGUAAUGUGGUGUUUGAAAUGAACUUGAAUGAAAUCCCACUGAGCCAUAAGAUCAUCUUUUUAGUAUGUUGGGUGCAAACUGGUCCAUACACUGUGCAAAGUCUUCUAAAGGAGAAAUCCACUUCUUCCUCGUUGUUGGGCGGCUGAGAAAGAUUUCAAACCAUUUGCCAAAAAUAUUCUGGACCUCAAAGAACUCAAAAAGAUAAAAGACACUUCUGUGUUUCUGUUCUCAUGAGACGAUGCUUUUAAAAAGGGUGAUCGUUUAACACUCUAAACCAGAAACUGAUGAUUCUUACUUUUGAAGAAUCUAAAACUUUGUAUCUUUGUGUUUUUUUAUUGUGCAAUAUUUGAUACAUUUUUUUUAGUAGAAAAAUAAAAAGAAGGUUUGUAGAAUACAUUUUUGUUCUCGUUUCAAAUGCUGUAAGAUAUUAAUCACAGUUUUUGGGGUUCUGAUGCACAACGUAAAAGACUAACCUUCUCUAAAUCCAUUUAAUAGUGUUUCUUACUAAUAAUAAGGCCAAAUUAAAAAUGUAUUUAACCUUUUUAAUAUAUUUUAAGAUUUAUUUAUAAAAAUGGUGCCAUUUCCAAAGCUACAAAGCAAUGCAGUGUACUUAGCUGUGGCAGAAAAAAGUGAUUUAGCUUUGUGAUUAAAUAAAACUUAUGAUAAUAUCCUAUUAGAUCUGAAAGCGUUCAAUCUUAGUAUUAGCCGCAAAACUAUUAUGCUCAUUUGUUCCCUCUCAAUACUAAUUACAACAUUAUUGUUCUAUCAGUAAAACUAAUCCAUGAGAGAGAAUGCAAUAUAGCUAUGUUUUAAAAGAUGUGCAAAAACAAAUACACAACUCUGUUUCAGGUUUUUGAUUAGACUUUUGCAAUAGAAACUUCCACUGGUGCUGGUGACAAAAGAUCAGAAAAAUGGCCACAAAUACACAACUACUACUGGUAAAAUGUUGAACACCUCAAAGUUUGAACCAUCUUUUGUAACAACAUGGCAUGUUCAAAGACAAUUUUGAUAUAAUCCAUUAAAUCAAUAUUUUAUGUUAAAAGACGAGUAUACAAAUUUCAUUGGUAAAUUGUAUUUCACAAGUGGCCAUUUAAAACAAAACUAAUAAAAGCGGUAAAUAAAUGCAGUUAGCUAUGAUAUAUUUUGAAGUUUUGUAGAAAUGUACAGAAUAAAAGUGCCUCCAAGAGUCACUCUGACCCAGCGUCUUUAAGAAUUUACUGACGAUAAUGACCUGUUCUUUUUUUUCUUUUUACUUAUUACGAUGCAGCAUUCUUGGCAUAUUCUUUCAUGUAUCAAGCUAUUCAUUUUGUGUUUCUGGGUUUAGUUCUAAUACAGAAACACCCACUUGAAUUUCCAUUAAAUCCUGCACUGUGUUCAUUUA